Molecule: messenger RNA, 2340 nt
Organism: Branchiostoma belcheri (Belcher's lancelet)
Lineage: Eukaryota; Metazoa; Chordata; Leptocardii; Amphioxiformes; Branchiostomatidae
Product: ubiA prenyltransferase domain-containing protein 1-like
Exons: 1
Coding region: 189-1262 (357 amino acids)
Biological process (GO): menaquinone biosynthetic process; vitamin K biosynthetic process
Cellular component (GO): endoplasmic reticulum; Golgi membrane
Molecular function (GO): prenyltransferase activity
Source: RefSeq, a predicted model, not a curated record
GGCAUAAACACCUCUAUACCGCUUGAAGAAACGCUAAAACAUUGACCAUUUUGUUGCUUUCCAUAUUUAAAGUAAGAACUUGUUUGUUUAUCGAUUAUCUAUUUGUUUACAAGAGUACCAACUUUGCUGUAUUCUCGCGAGAAGUACACCACCAUUGCGAGACUUGGAUUCGUGAGUCAUUUCCACACAUGGAACAGGUCCUUGUUGGAAGGUUUCGCGGACAUUUAUCCUUUUUCCGGCACAGAUUCCUCGCCAAGAUGUCUGUUACCAUACCGACGGAUAAAGAGGACCAAGAAGAAGUUCACAAACAACCUAACGGGACCGCUGAAGUGGAGGUUGGGACACUAAAUGGACUGAAACCCAAGAAGAAGUCUGUUUUCGCCAAGUACAUCCUCGCCCUUCGUCCGUGGUCGUUUAGUGCCAGUUUGACCCCUGUUCUGCUAGGCAGCGCCUUGGCGUACAGAACAACAGGAACCAUCGACCCUCUACUGGUCAUCAUCACCUGUUUAGCCGUUAUAUCGGUACAUGCGGCUGGGAAUCUUGUCAACACUUACUAUGACUUCAUGAAGGGCAUAGACACCAAGAAAAGUGAUGACAGAACGUUGGUGGACCAUAUACUGGAACCCAACUCAGUAGUAGGGUUGGGGGCAACCUUGUACUGUAUAGGAUGCGGGUGUUUUGUGCUGCUGGUUCACUUUUCGCAGCUUAGCAUGGAGCACUUGGCUCUCCUGUAUUUCGGAGGACUAUCGGGGUCUUUCCUGUACACGGGAGGAAUGGGACUGAAGUAUGUGGCACUGGGGGAUGUUGUCAUCCUCAUCACCUUCGGUCCAUUGGCUGUCCUGUUUGCAUAUUCUGUACAUGUAGGAAAGCUUACCUUGUCACCACUUCUCUACGCCAUCCCCCUGGCUCUCAACACGGAAGCAAUCCUGCACAGCAACAACGCAAGGGACAUGGAGACAGACAAGAAGGCAAAGGUGGUGACUCUCGCCAUUCUUCUCGGUCAAACAGGAUCCUACGCGCUUUAUACACUUCUCUUGUUUACGCCAUACAUCCUGUUCGCAAUUCUGGCAACAAACUUCUCAAAAUGGCUGUUCCUGCCUCUUAUCACCCUCCCACUGGCCUUCAGCCUAGAACGGGACUUCAGGGAACAUCGGAUGGCAAAAAUACCUCAAAAGACAGCAAAACUGAACCUGCCCUUAGGACUGCUGUAUCUGUUGGGCUGUCUGAUGGCACAGCCGGGACAGCUGCCAGGAUUAAGCUGAUGAUGAUGAAAUCACUUAGAUAAUGAAAUGGUCUGUCAGUAUUACAUGGGAAAAUACAUACAGUCUUUGAUUUCUAAGUUAUUGUACUGUGAUAGUUUGUGCAUGUACCCGGUACUAGUUUGCUGCUAUUUAAUCUUCUUUCCAGAUUUAUGUAACCCUGAACAAUACUAGAGCUUGUAGUUGUCAGAUUGUUGCACUUUCAUGGUCUUACUGUAAGGUGAGAAAUUAUGGAGCUUAUGUUGAUGUUUUUGUGAAUGGCAAUGUCUUGUUUUUCAAAGUUGGACAGUCGUGAAACAAUCAUAAAAUGUGGAAUAGGUAUAUUGUCCAUAUAUUUAUGUUAUGGUAUUAAUAUUUUGAGUCUGUAUAUUUGGAUCCCCAGUGAUUAUUCCCCAGUAUGGCGUACUUCAGAUCUUUGAUAUUGGUAAUGUAUUGUUUCAUCGUAUGCCUAAGUUUCCUUCAUGUAGCUUGAAUAAGAAUUAAGAACACAUCAGUCCUUUCUACUAAAGGUACAGUGUAGCCAUCAUGGAUAGAGCGUAAAUCAAGCAAGGUGGUAGACUGAAUGUAUGUACAUGUUGUACAUGGACCAAUGAAUUUGAACAGCUGUUUAAGUGUUGAAACAAAUAUUACCAGGUUUCAACAAUAUAGACGUGGCCUAAAAUGUUGUUUUGACCCAAGUCUUAUUGUGCCAAAUAAUUUUUCUUAUUUGGCAAUUCUAAUUGUGUCAGAAGUGAGGUUUAUUUCAUUACAUGGUUCAUACAUAAGUAAUAAAAUAUCCUGUGCUCUGAAUCUGAUGUUGUACAUUGCUGUAUGUGCCUCACCUCUUAUACAGUAGUAGCAUAAAAGUAACCAAACAAUUUUGUGUUUCUCCACUUCUGUGUUUGUUUAUUUCUGCAUCUAUUACAUGAAGAAUUGACUCCAUAUUAUUUCCUUCCUAAAAACUAGGCACAACAGUGACAUCUAUCAAAUACAGGUUUGCAGAGCCAGUCUUGCCUUGGUGUGGGAAUGCUUCCAUCUGCUAAAUGACCAUAACAAAUCUGAGAUUGCAUAAUUGACAGCACUUAUUACUGACUUACGUAUC